Physcomitrium patens is the source of this 1203-nucleotide messenger RNA. RefSeq lists its product as uncharacterized. Lineage: Eukaryota; Viridiplantae; Streptophyta; Bryopsida; Funariales; Funariaceae. The record is from RefSeq and is a predicted model, not a curated record.
CCAUCGCAUGCCGAGUGAGUGAGUGCCCAUCCUCACCGAACAUCGCCGCCUCGCCCCAACUCAACCCAGCUUGAAUCCGAGCAUCAUCGCCGCGCUGAUUGCAUCAUCCCCUCCCUGCCACUGCUCAAUUGUUGGGUUCCUGAUAUUGUCGACCCGUUGGUAUUCGUGUGUAGGAAUUGCUGCCAUGGCGCAGAGCGGGCUGUGGGCUGUGGGGAUGCAGAGCGUGGGAGCUGUCAACAGACCCGGGUGGCUGCAGAUUGAAUGUGGGCGAGUGAGAUUGAACCCAGCCGCCACAAGCUUGCGACAAGUGAGAUGCGGCGUGGAGGACGAGGGGAAGAUGAAGAAGGCUCCCGUGCGGUUGCCCGGAGGUCGUCAGGUCCCAGCUUAUGGUGGAUCGUUACCGAACUCGCCUCCUGGACUCGGCCAAUUCAAGCCUCCGCACUUGUUUGGAAUGCCGCCACCUGAGGAUGUCUCCGAAGAGCAAGUAGCUAGAAUUGAGGAAAUUCUGGAGCAAAUCAGAGGAUGUUCUGGAACAUGGCAAGAGAGGGCAGCCGGUAUAGUGGAGCUACAGAAAUCGGGCAUGGGGUCGGAGGAGAUCUAUGAUAAAGCAUAUGUGCCGGCUUCGACUCAAACAGUUAUAGUGGUGGCUGCACAAGUGUAUCAAUCAUUGGCGCAGGUGGGAUGUUCUUCGGAUGUGCUGAGCUGGUAUGACGACUCGAAAGUAGAUGUUUUGUACUCCCUACGCACACUUUCUGCACAGCAACGGAAGUUAGCUGCAGAGUAUGUGAAGGAUAACGAUCUGGAUGUGUUGGGCUCUGCUGAGCUCGCAAAAGCUAUCAAGGAUCAUGAACGAAGGCCUGAAGGACGCCAGGGCUUCACACCUGUGCCUGGAGACUGUCUCGCAUUCAGCUUGCACAGAGCUGCCGGAGAGAGUACAAACCCCGAAGAAAAAGCCGUAUUCAUCGAUCGUGGUGUGUCUGUAGCUGUAACAGAUUCUGCCAAGCAGAGGUUCGCAGAAUUCUCGUGAGAAAAUUGGCUAACAUGACUUUCUUUAAGUGGGUUUCUAAAUCGAAUAGGCUAAACGAGUGUAUAGUGCGGGACAAGAGAGAGCCUUCCUGAUCUGCCGCAAUGUUGGCACUGUGCUCAAGGCUUGAAUGGCUUAAAUUAUUUUUAAAAUUUUGUGAUUCAUAUUCCUUCUUCUUU